Molecule: messenger RNA, 1269 nt
Organism: Biomphalaria glabrata
Lineage: Eukaryota; Metazoa; Mollusca; Gastropoda; Planorbidae
Product: 2-oxoglutarate and iron-dependent oxygenase domain-containing protein 2-like
Exons: 7
Coding region: 16-1269 (417 amino acids)
Molecular function (GO): L-ascorbic acid binding; iron ion binding; oxidoreductase activity, acting on paired donors, with incorporation or reduction of molecular oxygen
Source: RefSeq, a predicted model, not a curated record
UCAUACCUUUUGAAGAUGGAACAUUUAUUGGAAUGUCUAGCUCCUAUACUAUUUAUUUGGCUGAGUGUAAUUGGUGUGUGUAUCUGUAUAUGUGUCAAUAAUAAUGUAUCCAAGAGAAAAAUAGUUUUCAAAUGCAAUUGUAUUAAUCUUUUGGGAAAAAAUCAUAUCAAAAUUGUAGUUGAACAUAAAUUUGUUGUAUCUUCUAGGUACAUCAUUAUGUCAAAGGUCCAACCUGAAUACAUUUGCUCUUGUUUUUUCACCCAAAAUAUUUUCAUCAAGAAAUAUAAAAUACAUGUGAAGUAUAUUAAUGAUGACCAGUUUGAGAAUGAGUUUAGGCAGGUGUUGCGUAUGAAAGGAUGUUCAACAACUAAUCAAUAUGAAGAAGCUUUGUAUGAGGUUCACAAAGAAGUUUCUCUAAGAAAGUCAUAUCACAAGAAAUUUUUAGACAAUUACCUUUACAUUCAGAGGCACUACACUAAACUAUACCCAGAUAUAUGGACUCUACGGCAAACAUUUUUGGAUAGUAGGUUUCUGACAAUCGCAGCAGAAGCAAAAAAGCCCACCCAAACUAAAGAGUCAUUGCUUUCGUGUAUAAUGCAUAAUGGUGGUGAUAUAACAGAAUGUGAAGUUUAUAAAAUGCCAAUAUUUACUACUGAAUUAUGCUUAAUGCUGAUUAAUGAAAUUCAAAACUUCAACAAUUUUCCAUGUGAAAAGACAAGGCCUAAUACAAUGAACAAAUAUGGGAUAUCCUUGGAUGAAAUGGGCUUGUCACAAGGCCUCCUAAUCCCCUUAAUUGCAGACUAUCUGCAGUUUAUUGCCAAGUGUCUAUUUCCUCAAUGGACUGGUCAUGCUAUUGACUCAUUUAAAGCUUUUGUUGUAAAAUAUGAAAGUGAUUUGGACACAGAACUUAGCAAGCAUUUUGACAAUGCUGAGGUAACAAUGAACAUCAGUCUAAAUUCCAAGUUUGAAGGUGGAGAUUUGCAAUUUUACUCUUCAAGUUUGAACAGAUCAGUUGACAUUUCGCAUGAAUCAAAUUUACAAAUGUCACACAAGGAAGGUUAUGGAGUUAUGCAUUGUGGUAGACAGUACCAUUCUGCUUUACCCAUCAUUGCUGGCAUAAGAUACAAUUUGAUCAUAUGGAUGAGAAGCUCUACAGUGAGAAACAUAUGUCCUAUGUGUAAUCAAACACCUGAUUUAGUCCAAGUUCCUAUAGCUGGGGAUGGUUUCAUACCAAUACCAAAGACAAGAUCACAAUGUCAUCUUCUGUAA